UUGACUUACUGUCAGUUGUCAUUAAUUCAUCAGAAUUUACGAAUUGUAAAAUAAUUGGAUUGGAUUGAUUUGGAACUUGGAACCUAUCCUAGAAUUUUUAAUACCAGUCUCUGAAAAUGGCUGGUACCUUGGCGAGAAUCGUUCAGGGAACAAAGUCGCAUAUAGGUGUUAUUGGACCUCUUGUAAAUAUCAGCCAUGGUUCAGUACGUUUUCAGCAAACAAAGACCACUUUUGGUCCAUUGGCUGACGCUGAUCGUGUCUUCACCAAUCUCUAUGGAAGACAUGAGUGGCGUUUAAAAGGAGCUUUAUCUCGUGGGGAUUGGUAUAUGACGAAACAAAUCUUGGAAAAGGGUACUGACUGGAUUGUCAAUGAACUCAAAACUUCUGGCCUCCGUGGAAGAGGUGGUGCAGGUUUCCCAACUGGUAUGAAAUGGUCAUUUAUGAACAAGCCUUCAGAUGGACGACCAAAGUAUCUGGUUGUCAAUGCAGAUGAGGGUGAACCUGGUACAUGUAAAGAUAGGGAGAUCAUGCGCCAUGAUCCCCACAAACUGAUUGAAGGUUGUUUGAUAGCCGGGAGAGCUAUGGGAGCUCAAGCGGCCUAUAUCUAUAUUAGAGGGGAGUUUUACAACGAAGCCAGCAAUUUACAAGUUGCUAUAGCCGAGGCAUACCAAGCUGGUUAUAUUGGAAAAAAUGCAUGUGGCUCUGGGUAUGACUUUGAUGUGUUUGUCCAUCGUGGAGCAGGUGCAUAUAUUUGUGGAGAGGAAACUGCACUGAUAGAGUCAAUUGAGGGAAAGCAGGGUAAGCCACGCUUGAAGCCUCCAUUCCCAGCUGAUGUCGGUCUGUUUGGAUGUCCCACCACUGUGAACAAUGUUGAGACUAUUGCAGUUGCACCGACAAUUUGCCGCAGGGGUGGCUCAUGGUUUGCUUCGUUUGGUCGCACACGAAAUUCAGGUACCAAGUUGUUUAACAUCUCUGGUCAUGUGAACACACCCUGCACUGUUGAAGAAGAGAUGAGCAUUCCGUUAAAGGAGCUAAUUGAAAGACAUGCGGGUGGAAUCCGAGGAGGAUGGGACAACUUAUUAGCUAUAAUACCUGGAGGUUCAUCUACACCUCUUAUACCAAAACAUGUUUGUGAAACCGCUAUCAUGGACUUUGAUGGUCUGGUGGCCGCCCAGACAUCUCUGGGUACGGCAGCUAUCAUAGUGAUGGACAAAUCCACAGACAUUAUUAAAGCUAUUGCUCGUCUGAUAAUGUUCUACAAGCAUGAAUCUUGUGGCCAGUGCACACCUUGCAGGGAGGGAGUCUCGUGGAUGAACAAGAUUAUGUACAGAUUUGUUGAGGGCAAUGCUUCACCUAAAGAAAUUGACAUGCUGUGGGAGAUCUCAAAGCAAAUUGAAGGUCACACAAUCUGCGCUCUGGGCGACGGAGCCGCGUGGCCGGUCCAGGGACUCAUCAGACACUUCCGCCCAGAGAUCGAGUCGAGGAUGCAGAGUUACGCCAUGCAAUGCGGCAAGAGCAAAGCCGAGCGUCUCUACUAGUUGAUUAUAUACAUGUGUAUAGACAGACGAACCUCGUUUUUAUACUUGUUAUUUUUUGUAAGCGAUCAGUUAAAUCAGCUCUAAAUUAUAUGUAAUGUAGAAUCUAUCACUGCGAUACAGAACUGUUGUUGAUUUACGGAAAACAUCAAGUCUAGAAGCGUAUUAGAUUAUAAUAUAAUAUUGUACAAGA
Leptidea sinapis is the source of this 1728-nucleotide messenger RNA. RefSeq names its product NADH dehydrogenase [ubiquinone] flavoprotein 1, mitochondrial (gene ND-51). The record is from RefSeq and is a predicted model, not a curated record. The transcript has 8 exons. NCBI's taxonomy places the organism in Eukaryota, Metazoa, Arthropoda, Insecta, Lepidoptera, Pieridae. Gene Ontology annotation, biological process: mitochondrial electron transport, NADH to ubiquinone. Gene Ontology annotation, molecular function: 4 iron, 4 sulfur cluster binding; FMN binding; NADH dehydrogenase (ubiquinone) activity. The coding region runs from base 117 to 1538 and encodes 473 amino acids.